Messenger RNA from Colius striatus (speckled mousebird), 3638 nucleotides. It is a transcript of the gene IL31RA, whose product is annotated as interleukin 31 receptor A. The record is from RefSeq and is a predicted model, not a curated record. The transcript has 16 exons. Gene Ontology annotation, molecular function: cytokine receptor activity; cytokine binding. Gene Ontology annotation, cellular component: signaling receptor complex; external side of plasma membrane. Bases 18 to 2627 code for a protein of 869 amino acids. Lineage: Eukaryota; Metazoa; Chordata; Aves; Coliiformes; Coliidae. Gene Ontology annotation, biological process: cytokine-mediated signaling pathway.
UCUGCAGCUGCGCAUUUAUGCCCGUAGUUACUGAAAAGGAAAUGUUCAGCUGUUUGAUUUGGAUGUUUGUCCUGCUCUGCAGCUCUCUAACAGAUGAAAACUCUAUCAGAGAUGCUGACAUUUUUCCUCCUUCUCCUGAAAUUGAAAGAGGAUCCACCCUGAAACUAUUUUGCAUUCUUGGAAAACGUUACACACCUCAGAGAAAUGCAAGCCACAUCAUCUGGAAAUUGAAUCAUGAAUUGAUUGCUCGGGAAAACUAUAACAUCGUGAAUGAGACCGUGUCUAGUAUAACCAUCCAUAAUUUCACUUACAGCAAAGCUCAUGUGAAAUGUUUCACUAAAUACUUGGGGAAGGAACAACUUUUGAUUCAUACUGAAGUUAAAUCAGGCUUUCCACCAGACACACCAAGAAAUAUUUCAUGCGUUUAUUACUUUGAAGUUGAACUUACCUGCACCUGGACUUCGGGAAGAGAAACAAAUCUUACAACAAACUAUACUCUUUACCGAAAAAUGAUACCAGAAGAAAGGAUGACUUUUCCAAAAACAGAGGCCUCCUGCCAAAGCAAAACAGAGUCAUGUUCGUUUUAUUAUCCAGAUACUCCGUAUAGUAGUUCUUUUUGUUUUCAGGUGAAAGCGGAAAAUGUUUUGGGUAAAGCUUCAUCAGACUGUGUUCCUAUACCUAUGGAAAAAAUAGAGAAAUUUGAACCUCCUGAAAUACUUUCAGUUAAAAAAAUCACUGGUAUAAGGCAGUUGCUUACAGUGACUUGGAAAAUGCCUGAGAAGAUUGUCCCUUCACAAGACUUAAAUUGCCAGGUUCAAUACAGAAACAUGUAUUCAAACUCUUUGGAGUUUGUCACUGUCGCACUGAAUUCUGCAGAGAAAACAGGCUCAUGUAAUCUCACAGGUCUGUGGGAUUCCACAGAAUAUUCAGUUGCCGUUCGGUGUGUCAGUAUUAUGUCAAAGCUCUGGAGUGAGUGGAGUAGAGGGAUAACAGCAAGAACAGAAGAGAAAGCACCUUCAGAAAAGGUGGAUUUGUGGAGGGUAAUUGGCUCUUCACAUUCAGAUGGAAACAGAUGUGUACAUCUUAUGUGGAAGCCACUAAACAGCUUUCCAGCCUCUGGGAGAAUUCUAGGCUACAAAAUACAGUAUUCUCCAGAAAACAAUGUUGUACUGAAGACGACAAACAUCUCUACUGGUAACAAAACUAUUUUACAUUUGAAUAAAGAGGCAUAUAUAGUAUCUGUUGCUGCCUAUAACUCUGCUGGAAAUUCUCCUGAAGCUAUCUUGAGGAUUCCAUCCACUGAUGAAAAAACUUCUCAGAUGAUUGAAACAGCAAGGACCUUUACAACAAAUGAAGAAGUGGUUGUGGAGUGGAUAGCCUCGGAACCAGAAGUAACUGAAUACGUAGUUGAGUGGUAUGAGGAAGUGGAGACAAAUCCUUUUGGUAGAUUGUGGCAAUAUGUAUCAAAUUCCACAAACUGGAAAACUAACAAAAAACACUUUAAACCAUUUAUAUGCUACAACAUCUCAGUGUAUCCUCUCUAUGGAAAUAAAGUAGCAGCUCCUUAUUCAAUACAAACUUUUGUUCAAGAAAAAGAGCCAUCAGAAGGACCAGUGGCUGACACAGGCAUUCCAGGGAAAAAUGAAAUAACAAUAAAAUGGAAUGAGAUUUCAAAGGAUAAAAGAAAUGGGCUUAUCAAAAACUAUACAAUAUUUUAUAAACCUGAAGAUGGAAAAGAAUUGAAUGAAACAGUGAACUCUGAUGUUCUGCAAUACCGACUGAAGUCCUUACAGGCUAAUACGCAAUAUACUGUUCAUAUCAUGGCAAGCAAUGGAGCUGGUGGAACCCGUGGAGAGCCAAAAACCUUCAAGACUUUGAAAUUCAAUAAAGAAGACAUUAUUUUCAUUGCUCUACCUGUUGGAUUAAGCAUGGUGUUUCUGUUAGGCCUUUGGAUAACGUGCAUUUUGAAAAAACACACGUUCAAAAAGGUUUGUUGGCCUGAUAUACCCAAUCCUGCGGAGAGCAUUGCGGUGGAAUGGCCUCUCGAUCCAUCUAUGACUAAUUCAUUUUUGAAAUCUGAGGCUAAGAUCAUAGACUCUGAAAACAUAAGUGUUUUGGAACCUUCUGAAGGAAGUCAGGAGGGACUGUCACUAAUGAAUUGUGAAAACCAUGUUCCUGAAUGCGAUGAUAUUAACACAAAAGGAAUGAAUUGUGUCAAUAAAAAUAUACCUUACAAUGAAGAAAAUGGAGCUGUUAAAUGUUUUUCACCUUAUGUAAUUACUGAUCAAGAUGUCAGAAGUAAAAGGCAUUUGGCUUGGAUACUAGCAAGGGAAACUCAACCCACAGAAAUGCUGGAAGAGGAUUUAUGUGACUCCCAGAAGCCUUCAAUUAAAAAUGAAGAAAAUGAUAAUCAGGAAGUUUUAAACCUGGAAGAUUUUGGUGAAAAAGCACUGUUUAAUCCAUACCUUAAAAAUUCUGUGAAAACAAGGGAAUUUCUUAUUUCUGAGAACUUGCCUGAACACAGUAGGAAUGAACCCAAAACCCAGACAGCUGUUUUACCUCAACAGAACGUCACAGGACAAUCCUAUGUAACACUGGACAUGUUCAGGCUGGCCACGUCUCAUUAGGUGUGAGAAAGUGCUUCUUUGUAUCAGAGAUGAUACAAAGAUCAGAGAUACAUCACUGCUGCUGCUCAUAUGCAUGCAUGCCUUCUAGCAUCGUUAUUUGGGAUGAAAACACCCCUUUGCUUUGAACACCUGUGAAGUAGCUUUUUGUUCUGUUAGACCUGUCGGGAUUCACUUUCAGACUGGAUGAGUGAGUGGCUGUUUUUCUUGUGUUUGUUUUUUUGCCAGCCCAGAUGUGCCAGUAGUGAGACAAUGGAAGUAGCUUUUCUUGUUUUUUCUUAGUAGUCCCGUGUAAGUCUGCUAAAACAAAGGGAUCUUCACUGCAGGAGCGUCCAGCAGUGCAAGCAGCUCACCAAUAUCCCCCCCGGGCAGUCACUUCCCGUAGAGAAGUUGUGCUGAGGAAACAUGGAAAGAGCCAUGAUCUGCCGAAUCCUUCCUUAACUUACAUGGAGUAGAACUUUGUUCCCGUUCUUGUUUCUCUCGAUUGUUAUGUGUAUGGUUUUGUGCCAACGGUUCCUCCUGUUUCUCAAAUACUCGGUAGAUUUAUGUAAUACUCUUUUUGUGCCCUGGCUUUUAAAUCAGUGGUUUGGCUUGUAGUUUCUUUGUAGUGUCACGAGCAUGCUGUUGACUUAACUGCAUUUUAGAAAAGGUAGAGUUGUGCAGACUUUGUUGCUUCCUUUCCUUUCUCCUGGGUUUUUAGUUGUCCUCUGCAUUUUAUGCUGCUCUUGUUUCUCCUGUUUGUUUGCUACUUUUGAAAGCUCAAUUUACUGCAGGAUAUCUUCUUGUCUUCUUGCUCUUUCACCUCUCAUUUCUCCCAGUUUAAAAAAUGUAAAACUGUAUUUUCCAGUUGAGGCUUUGAUAUUUUAAACUGAAAAAAAACCCCAAAACCCAGCCAAAUACAGCAUCUUGUUUUGGAAUAAGCACUGAAUUUAUAUUUAGGAAACUUAUAUUUUAGGAAACUUUUUUUCUUGGUAGUAUUAAAAAAACCCACUAAUUCUGUAAAAUGUCCCCAGA